Messenger RNA from Amborella trichopoda, 1581 nucleotides. RefSeq names its product dynamin. The record is from RefSeq and is a predicted model, not a curated record. NCBI's taxonomy places the organism in Eukaryota, Viridiplantae, Streptophyta, Magnoliopsida, Amborellales, Amborellaceae.
UAAAAGACCUUGUCGUAACUUUUCUUGAAUUUGGUGACUUAGGCGUUCAGAGGUACUCACCCAAAAAGGAACUUUCAGGGGAAAAUUUUCGAUUUGGACAAAGUGUGAAAAUAAAAUUAUCCCUUCUCAGAAAUCCGAGGCUCGUGUGCAGGAGGACGUUGCUUGAUUAUUUCCACUCCUUCCUUUUUUUCGUGUGGUCUUUACCCUUUUAGAGAGAGAGUGGAUUCCUCUCCUUGGUUGCAGCAAUGGUGGUCUUGAGAGAGAAGAUACAUAGGCUGCUUCGGUCCUGAAAGUAUCUGCUGUGUUUCGUGAAGAAUCCCCGAAGGGAUUCACCAAUGGAGAAUCCCUUUUCUUUCAAAGUGGGCCAAGUUAUGACCGGUUUUGGCAUUGGAUGCGGGGUUGGUAUAGGCGUUGGUCGCCCUCUCAACUUUGGUGCAAUACCAGUAUUUCAACAAGUACUUAGUGCCACAAGGGGCGCAACAGAUGCUUUCUCUGGUGUCGGGAGACACAUGAAUGGCUCUUUAACAAGGUUGGGCUUGAAGAGUUUUGAAGCAGGCAUUGGCUGUGGUGUUGGUAUUGGUCAUGGUUUUGGUGUUGGCAUUGCCUUAAAGCCUGGAGUGGUGCAUGACAUUCAAUCAUAUCUUGGACAAGCUAUGGAGAAGAUGAUGAAAAACCUUCCAGGUGUGCCUGGAUUAUUGGAUAGCCAGAAUAUCAUUCCACAAUCUUCGCAAACCAACUACCUCAAAACUAACGCACACCGUGAGGGAAAUGCAACUCAGAUGGAAUCUAAUACUUCAGGCAGCAAGCUGCAACAUCCAAAGGAAGAUAGUUUGCUUUUGAAAUCUCCAAGUGAAUAUUCAUCCAUUAGCUCUCUCUCUGAUACUUCAAUUGGCACUCGCUCAGAGAAAAUUAUCAGUGGUUUCAUACAGAAUCCAGUUUUGCAAAACCAGGCUGACUUAGAGCUCAAUGAGCUGGCUGGAAGGUUGCAGUCUGAAAGAAAUUUCCUUCAAGUGCUACUGAGGCACCAAGAAAUUAUCGAAGAGUUGGCUAAGGAGAAUCAGAAUCUUCGGCAGAUACUUGUAGAAGAGUUGAAGGUGUCUGCGUCUAAGUUCCACUUUAGUGAGAGGGCCACUAAAGUUUCCAGUGUUUGCAGUGAUUGUUUCGAUUGCCGAAGGAGACAAAGGAAAUCCCCCAGGUAAACAUAUCCAUGUAGAGGAUAGCUGAGCACCAUCGUCAACUGCUCCAUUCCCUCUCCAAAUACAUUCAAGAUGUUGGUAUGUAUAUUAAUGUAUGGAUAGAUGAACACGAGUACAUGUUCUCUCCAUACUCUGCAAUGAAAAUUUGAUGCCUUAGGCAUUCUACUCAAGAGAAGGCCUAAGAUGAUUUGUUUCUUUCCUUUUGUUAUCUUUUUUUUGGCCUUCAUUCGUUUUUGUAAUAGGAGAUCAUUGAGUAGUACACUCACAAGUUGAAGGGAUUCAUUGGUUGUUUUGUGCUGCAUUUUUCUCUGUGAAGGAAAGGAAGACCUGUAUACGAACUGUUUGCUGUCUUAUCCUGUGCAACAUGGUUGAACUUUUAGCUUUC